GUACCUUGUCGUACUCAGGCAGAGCGAGGCGGAGCCGGUAAAAAAAAAAACUGAACUGUUGAAUUUUUAUUGGAUAAAUUGUGUUGGGCUGCGUCUCUCAUUGGAUAGAGUUCCACCCUGUCGUCUUCCUUGAGAAAUGGCUACCGCGGAAGUCGAAAAGCAACGAGGGCGGUAUGCCGCUCUCUCCAUUGCCGCAAUGGUGAUAGCAGUGGGAAUUCCACUUUGGUGGAAGACUACUGAGACCUACCGUGCAUGGCUUCCCUAUUCGCAGAUCAGUGAGCUGGACUCCAUGAAUCUCCAGCUUAGUGUGGAGGUGGAAGUGGUGUUCUCCAGGGGGACCCUGACUCCUGAGCAGCAGAAGAAGAUUCCUCUGACCCAGGCCCGGGAGCAGGAGCACCAGGUGCAUGCAAACACACGCCUGAAGUACAGGUACGAGACCAAGUACCGCACAGCCACUGUCAUGGAAGAAGAUGCUCUGGGCCAGCCCACAGCUCAGGAGGCUGACCUGGCUCUCCACAGACUGAGUGAGAGCCCAUGUGGCUCAGUGGUGGUGUAUGUGAUCCCAGAAUCCUCCGCGCUAUUGUCAGAGGGUGUCAGAGUGUACGUAGGCCAGCGCCGGACGGCCCUGCUGCGAGGGCAGUCGGGAAUGGCCGGGGGUCUGAAAGAGGUUUUGGGCGCCCUGGGCCCCCAGAUUGAGCAGGUGGUCCAGACCAUGUCCUUCAGCCACAGUGACAUCACGGCUGCGCUUAGCGACCGGGUCAGGGGCAGCAGGCUGAGCAGGGAUGGGCUGGCCGACAGCAUGAGAGCAUUCAAGUCCAGUCCAGGUUAUGAGAUCACCUUCAGCCUCUUGAACCCAGACCCAAAGUCCCACCGGCUGCAGUGGGACAUCGAGGGAGCAGUGCGCAGCUACAUACAGCCUCUGCUGGACAAGCUGGCCCCUGUCGCCAAUUUCUCAGUAGAUUCACAGAUCCUGUACUACGCGGUCCUGGGGGUGAACCCGCGUUUUGACAACGGCGUUUCAGCGUACACUCUGAGCGCAGACAGCCUUGCACACGUCAUCAACCCUGUGGAAGCCAGGCUCGGGUCCAACGCAGCCUCCUCAAACCCUGUGCUGAACUUCCUUUUGUACGUGCCUGAUGCUCAACACUCUCCACUCUUCAUCCGGAACCACAAUAAACACACGGUGCCCACCAAUGCCUUCCAUAGUCCCCGAUGGGGUGGCAUCAUGGUGUACAACGUGAAUGACCACUAUGGACCAGAUGCCCAGUUCCCCGUCACCAUUAACAUCGACAUGGCGCGUGUGAUGGGCGUCUUCCUGGCCCAAUUACGGCUCAUGCUGGGGGUACAGCAGACCCGGCCUCCCCCCGGCUUCGCUCUCCAGAGCCCGGGGAGCGCAGGGCUGACGGACUGGGAGCUGGACCGCCUGCUCUGGAGCCGCAGCGUGGAGAACAUAGCCACGGCCAGCACCACCAUCACCUCCCUGGCCCAGCUGCUGGACCAGAUCGGCAACAUCGUCAUCAACGACAACAUCGCCCAGCAAGUAUACAGCGCUGUGACAUCACUGCAGGCUGCGGUGGCGGAGCUGGAGGCGGGAAACCUGGCCUUCGCGCUGCAGUACAGCCGCGAGGCCAUCCUGGCGUCCGAGAGGGCCUUCUUCGACCCUUCCCUCCUGCACUUGCUGUACUUCCCCGACGACCAGAAGUUUGCCAUCUACAUCCCCCUCUUCCUGCCCAUGUGCGUCCCCAUCCUGCUCUCCCUGCUGAACAUGGCUGGGGAACUCCAGCAGAGACGCUCAGAGCAGCGCGCCAAGAGAGACUGAGAUGCGCUGCUGCGGGCACGUGCGCUCCUGACAACAUACGCACAAACUCUGACCAAACAAAUGCCCUCUGACAACACACAAACGCUAAUGCACAUACAAACACCUACAAAUGAACGCAUGCAGGCUGCAGGGUAGCUCAUCCUGUUGAGGCACUGUCGUAGUGCGUGGGUGGGUCUGUUAUCAAAUCCGGACCGUGCUAAUUGGCUGAUGCCCCCCACUAAGGCUACAUGCGAUUGGCUCCAGCGCUGUCCAGAGAUGGGAGGGUUAGAGUCAGCUGGGAUGAUGGCACCUCAUAGUGCACCAGUGAUUUCUGCUGGUUAAUCACUGUGGUGUGAUGAGUGAAUACUCAUUGCAUUACAUUUCAGAAUUUAGCAGACCCACUUAUAGAAAUACGUCUGGUGUCACAUGCUUUGAUGGAGGCAAGUGCUGAUAAACACAAUGGGGUAUUCCAAAUUGGGAAGGGGGCAGGGGGCAGGGGGCAUUAAAAAAAAUGAACACACAUAUGUGUGGAGUCUGCAUGAGUGCAGACCUUGCAACCACGAGUCAAAAUUUGAAAAUUCACCAGGUUGUGCUUUUUGUUCAUUGCUUUUUCGCUAUAUUGUAUUUAUUUGUAACCGUUUUAACACUGGACUCCUGUUUUUGUUCUGUUUUUCUGAAGUCAUGAAUCUGGACAAAUAAGUGAUCUGUCAAACAAAAUAA
Molecule: messenger RNA, 2518 nt
Organism: Anguilla rostrata (American eel)
Lineage: Eukaryota; Metazoa; Chordata; Actinopteri; Anguilliformes; Anguillidae
Gene: pigs
Product: phosphatidylinositol glycan anchor biosynthesis, class S
Exons: 12
Coding region: 137-1819 (560 amino acids)
Biological process (GO): attachment of GPI anchor to protein
Cellular component (GO): GPI-anchor transamidase complex
Source: RefSeq, a predicted model, not a curated record